UGCAGGAGAACGAGAAGGAGAGCGUGCGGCACAUUCAGACAGUUGUAAUAAACGUCUGUAGGUUAGGAUUGAUAGUGUUCUGUUUAUGGUGGGAGACUGGACUGAAGACUCACUGCAGGGCUCCUCACAACCCACACACACACCCCAGGACCACAGAUGAAUGACACUCAGCCUCCAGAGGAGGAUAUUCUAGGAGGGGACCAUGUUCCCAUCGCUGAGGCUCCUGGCUCCCCCCUUGCCACAGAGCCCCAGGCAGGGGAGCCCCAGGACCCUAUCCCCCCCUCAGAUAUGGAGCUCCAGGGCAGUGAGCAGGAAGGCGUUUCCCUCCCAGAGAAGAGAUCCCACGGUGGGCUGGAGAGUCUAGCAGAGCAGCCGGUGGAAACGGAUGAAAUCCCAAACCUCAUGAUAACGCAGAAUCUAAAUCCUCCUCCUAUUGAGCUGAGAAGAGAGUCAAUUGCCAAGAGCUACCGGCGAGUAGGAGGGAUCAAACUAGCAAGCACAAAUCAAAUGGUCUCUCCCAUCGCCGGUAACGCCUCCAUCACUGGCAUCUCGGUGUCCGGUAAACGAACCAUGGUUCUGUCCAACGAGGCCAAGAGAGAGAUGGCCAGAAAGGCCCGGGCCCUGAAGGAAGAGAGAAAGGCUGCGCUGGACGGUCGACACAGGUACCUGAUCAGCAGGCUGGCUGACUCCGGGCCACUGCCGGAGCACGAGGCGGAGGAAGUUCUCAUCUCAGAUGACAAGUUCAGGCUGAUAGAGGACUUCUUUGCUGCCAAUGGAUCCAAAAGGCUUAUUUUCUUCUAUCAAGACACAAAACAGUCCUCUUCCAAUAUGGAGGCUAACAGCAGUGGUCCCGCAAUCAGAAAGCUCUUCCUGACCACAGGAAGUUCUGAGCCUUUGCUAGGAAAGUGUAUGUUCUUUCUGAGGACGACAGACAAGGCGAUCACCACUGCUAAUGUACAACAGGAAGUGAACUUUGGCCAGCUGGACUGCUGUGACGACAGCUUGCUGCAGAGUGUGGAGAGGCUUCUGUCCCAGGUCAUGCUACCUGCUCUACGCUCCCAGCAGAGCUGGGGCAGCAUGAAGGAGGGCCAGGGCAGCCCUGAUGUGCAGGUGUUCCUGGGGUCCGUGGAGCACUUCAUCAGCCACCUGAGCUCAGCCAGGCUCAACAUGGAGAACCUCUUCCAGCUGCAGCCCCCGGAGCAGCAGGACCUGCUGGAGGCCGUGGACCAGCUGAGCAGCCCUGCAGACUACAACGACGCGGCCAAUGACAGUGAGCUGGUGGAGCGUCUGGAGGGCGUUAUCUCGGUGUGGACCAAUCAGAUCAGGCAGGUGUUAACCGAGAGCGAGCAGAUGAGGAAGGAGGCCGACGACAUCGGACCGGUCGCAGAGCUGGAGCACUGGAAGAGACGCAUGACCACGUUCAACAGUCUGAUGGAGGAGGUGAAGCGCCCCCUGGUAAAGAGGAUUCUUGGAGUUCUACAGGUGGCCAAGUCCAGAACCAUACGCACUUGGAGAGAACUGGAUGGAAACAUCACUGUGGUGGCUAACGAAGCUAAGAACAACGUCCGCUACCUCUACACCCUGGAUCGCUUCUUCGGACCCCUCGGGAAAUCCACCCCAACCAGCGUGCUGGACCACAUCCCCAGACUGAUGGCCAGCGUCCGGAUGAUCCACGUCUUCUCCCAGUUCUACAACACGCCGGAGCGGAUGACCUCGCUGUUUGUCAAGGUCACCAACCAGAUGAUCAGCACCUGCCGCGCCUACCUGACGCAGGACGUGACAAAGGUCUGGGAGCACAGCAGGCCAGAGUUGCUGCAGCGUAUCUCUGAGUGCUGCCAUCUGAACGCUUCCUACCAGAAGAGUUUCCAUGCCGUUAGGGACAAACUGAGAGAGACCCCAGAGGAGCGACAGUUUGACUUCAGCGAGAACUACAUCUUUGGAAAGUUUGACACGUUCUGCCGGCGUCUGGAGAAGCUAGCAGAAAUGGCGUCCACGCUGGAGAGUCUGCAGUCUCUGGGGAACAUGAAGGUGGAAGGCAUCGAGAAGAUCUACUCCCGCUACCAGACCAUUGUCUUUACGGUGAAAUCCAAGAACUACGACAUGCUGGAUCACCGCAAACUAGAGUUUGACAGCGACUAUGAGGACUUCCAGCUCCAGGUCCAGAGUGUGUUCCAGUCUCUGCAGUCUCUACUGGACUCCUGGUUCAGUCACUCUCUCCCUACACAGCGCAUGCUGGAGAUGCUGGCGGUGUUUGAGGGCGGCCUGGGCGCCCGUCUGGACCUGAAGGAGCGCUACCUGGAGGUGCUGCAGCGCUACAGCCGGGACCUGGAGCUGGUGAGGAGGACCUACCAGAAGCAGAGGGAGAACCCCCCCAUACCCCGCAACACCCCCCCCGUGUCAGGCAGGAUCAUGUGGUGUCGCCAGCUGUACAGAAGGAUGGAGGCUCCCAUGUUGGUGCUCCGGGAGAAGCUGGACCUCCUCAAGGGCCCUGAGAUGAGCAGUGUGAUCAGGAGCUACAACAGGAUGGCAGUGGUGCUGGUGGAGUACGAGGCCUUGUACGUGCGUGGGUGGAGCAAGGCCGCCGAGAGCAGCCGACACCGGCUCAGCGCCUCGCUACUGGUCCGGGCCGACCCCUCAAAGGAGCUCUUGGUGAACCUUGACCCCAUGGUUCUGGAAGUAAUGCAGGAGUUCUGGUAUUUUACCAAACUGGGCCUGGCGGUACCAAAGGUUGUCGUGGCGAUGAGCUCCAAAGAACAGCACAUAAAAACGUUGUAUCAGCGAUUGGUGCAGAUACUCCAGGACUACAGGGAGAUACUGGCCAGGAUCCCAGCCAUCCUCUCCCCCCUGAUGGAGCCCUUCAUCGGCCGCGUGGAGGCGGCCCUUUCUCCCGGACUCACAACCCUCUGCUGGAGCGCCCUUAACACUGACACAUUCAUAGAGAACGUCUACACGGCCCUGAGGGAACUGGAUCAAGUGUCUAGGGUGGCCACAGACACCCUGGAGUGUCGCAUCGAGCGGCUCCUCCAGGACAUGGGGUCCUGCGGCCUGUUGGAGCUGCCCGUGGAUGUGCCCGUCAGUCCCAAUGACUUCCUGCAGCAGUCGGAGCGUUUGGUGGGGUCUGCUGCCCUCACUCUCUGCUGGCAGAGUCAGCAGGUUGAAAAGUAUGUGUUUGAACUGAUGGACGAGCUGAAGAGGAAGAUGAAGCCAAAAGAGACUGUGAAUCUAGAGGGGUCCCACCAUUGUCUGCAUCCAGAUGGGAAGCAGCAGACCAGAUGUCAGGAGUGUCUUCCCUGUCGGUUCUUCAACCUGAUCGGUCACGUAUGCCAGCGGAACACUGACGCCUUGCUCAGAGCCACCAGGUCGUCCCUGGAGGCCUUCAGGAAGCGGCUGCACGUGGUCAGCUCCUACCCCUCCACCUCCUCCUCCUCCGACGGCCCCUCCAAGGACCAGGAGGGCCCUGCUCCUCUCUUCAGGGCCUCCAUCCAGCUGACCAUACCCAACAUAGUGCUGCGGCCCAGCCUGGACCACAUACAGGCUACGGUGAACAAGGUCGUGAACAUCGUGGUGUCCAUGGCUAAAGACAUCCCCUUGUGGUCAUUCACUCACCUGCACCACAAACAGCUCCAGUUGGAGCAAGCAGCCCUGCGGGAUGCUGGGGACGACAGUCCUAUCAAGCAGUUGGUCCUGAGGCCUCUGGACCGGCAGCUGGCCGAACAAAAGGAUGUCACCAAGUCUGUUAUCCAGUUGGGCUCUGUGGUCUCCUCUCUCAAGACUCAGAGCACCAACACGCUCACACAACUAGCCCACUUCUCCACCCUCUGGAUCCAGGAUCCAGAGGAGCAGGUGAAGAGCUUCCUGGAGACAGAGCCCUCCCUUACUGAGUUCAGCUCCCAGAUCUCCCACUACUCUAAGCUGGAGGCUCAGAUCGAGGAGCUGCCCGCCUCCUUCACGGUGGGCUCGGUGCUGCUGGACACGGAGCAGCUGAAGCUGUCGCUCACCCAGGAGUGCCGCGUGUGGAAGCGUGCGUUUGGUGCCGCGCUGAACCGCCGGGCGUCGGAGAGUAUGGGCGAGGUGUUCUCCUUCAUCGAGAGCCUGAACAAGCGCCUGCAGCGGCCCAUCGGAGACCUGGAGGACGUGCGGGAAGCCAUGUCCGCACUGAAGGAGGUGCGUGAGGCGGAGAUCCGCAUCGACGCCACCAUCGGGCCGGUGGAGGAGUCCUUUGCUCUCCUCAACAAGCACCAGCUGUCCUUCAGCGACGGCAGUGCAGAGCGGGUGGAUGGACUCAGCUACGGGUGGAAGAACCUCAACGCUCUGGUGAUUGAGAACCAGAACACCCUGGUGAAGAUCCAACCCUCCAUGAAGGCCGAUCUCCUGUCUGGUGUGGAAGCCUUUCAGACUGAGGCCGAGAAAUUCUACGCAGAGUACGACCAGAGUGGUCCAGGUGUGGAUGGCCUGGCACCGUCUGAGGCCAGCUACAGACUGCAGGUCUUCCAGGCAGAGUUUGAUCAGCUGUGGAGGAAAUAUACCGCAUGCUCUGAAGGAGAAGAGCUUUUUGGGCUUACUGUCAACGAGUACCCAGAGCUGCAGCGCAUCAGGAAGGAGCUGGGUUUGUUGUCCAAGCUGUACUGUCUGUACACCGCGGUCACCAACAGUGUGGCAGGCUACCAAGAAAUGCUGUGGGCCGACCUCAACACAGAAACGAUCAACACCGAGCUGCAGGAAUUCCAGAACAAGAUCCGUAAGCUGCCCAAGGCCCUGAAGGAGUGGCAGGCCUUCAAAGACCUGAAGAAGACUCUGGAUGACUUCACUGAAACCUGCCCGCUGCUCAACAUGAUGAGUAACAAGGCCAUGUUGCCCAGACACUGGACUAGGAUAAGUGAGAUGACCGGUCACAGCUUCCAGGUGGACUCAGACACCUUUUCCCUGAAGAACAUCCUGGAGGCCCCGCUCUUAAAGCACAAGGAGGACCUUGAGGAUGUAUGCAUCAGUGCCACGAAAGAGAAGGACAUCGAGGCCAAGCUGAAGGACGUGAUGGCGGAGUGGAGCGCCCACACACUCACCUUCGCACAGUUCAGGACGCGGGGGGAGCUGCUGCUGAAGGGGACGGACACGGCGGAGAAGAUCUCCCUGAUGGAGGACAGCCUGAUGGUGCUGGCUUCUCUACUGAGCAACAGAUACAACAUUCCCUUCAAGCCAUCCAUCCAGCUGUGGAUCCAGAAGCUGUCCAACACCACGGAGGUCAUCGAGAAGUGGAUGUCGGUGCAAAACCUGUGGAUCUACCUGGAGGCCGUGUUUGUAGGGGGGGACAUCGCCAAGCAGCUUCCUCAGGAAGCCAAGCGUUUCCAGAACAUUGACAAGUCAUGGCAGAAGAUCAUGCAGAGAGCCCACGAGAUACCCGGCAUUGUGCAGUGCUGUGUGGGGGACGAGACCCUCAACCAGCUCCUGCCUCACCUCUUGGAGCAGUUGGAGUUGUGUCAGAAGUCUCUGUCGGGCUACCUGGAGAAGAAGAGGCUUGUGUUCCCACGCUUCUUCUUCGUGUCCGACCCCUCCCUGCUGGAGAUCCUGGGCCAGGCGUCCGACUCACACACCAUACAGGCCCACCUGUUGAGUCUGUUUGAUAAUGUGGACCAGCUGGGGUUCAGUGAGAAGAGCUAUGACCAGAUCCUCUCCUUCCAGUCUCAUGAGGGGGAGAGUGUGGACCUGCACCAACCCGUCCUGGCACAGGGUAACGUGGAGGUGUGGUUGGGCCAGCUGUUGGAAGGGGUCAGACAAACUCUGCACGAGGUCAUCCGACAGGCCCACCACGCCAUCAGCGACCCGGGCCUCAAAAUCCUGGAGUUCCAGUCGGCGUUCCCUGCCCAGGUGGGCCUGCUCGGCCUGCAGAUGAUCUGGACCCAUGACGCAGAGGAGGCCCUGAAGCUCAGCAGAAGCGACAAGAAGAUAAUGCAAACCACCAAUCAGAAGUUCAUGGAUGUUCUGAACGAGUUGAUCGACAUGACGACCAGGGACCUGAGCAGGAACGAGCGGACCCAGUACGAGACUCUCAUCACCAUCCACGUUCACCAGAAGGACAUCUUCGAUGAGCUGGUGAGCUUGAACAUCCGAUCCCCGCUGGACUUUGAGUGGCAGAAGCAGUCCCGCUUCUACUUCCAGGAAGACACGGACCGCUGCGUCAUCCAGAUCACCGACGUGGAGUUCGUCUACUGCAACGAGUACCUGGGCUGCACCGACCGCCUGGUCAUCACCCCGCUCACAGACAGGUGCUACAUCACCCUGUCCCAGGCCCUGUGGAUGGGUAUGGGCGGGGCUCCGGCUGGGCCCGCAGGGACAGGUAAGACGGAGACCACCAAAGACAUGGGUCGCUGUCUUGGGAAGUAUGUAGUGGUCUUCAACUGUUCUGACCAGAUGGACUACAGAGGACUGGGACGGAUCUACAAAGGGCUGGCCCAGUCAGGAGCCUGGGGCUGCUUCGACGAGUUCAACCGUAUCGAGCUGCCCGUGCUGUCUGUGGCAGCGCAGCAGAUAUACGUCGUCCUACUGUGCAAGAGGAACAAGAAGAAGCAGUUUGUCUUUACCGACGGGGAUAUUGUGGACAUGGACCCUGAGUUUGGCAUCUUCCUCACCAUGAACCCAGGCUACGCCGGGCGCCAGGAGCUCCCGGAGAACCUGAAGAUCCAGUUCAGGACGGUGGCCAUGAUGGUGCCCGACCGCGCCAUCAUCAUGAGGGUCAAGCUGGCCAGCGCCGGUUUCCGUGACAACCAGGUGCUCAGCCGGAAGUUCUUCACCCUCUACAAGCUGUGCGAGGAGCAGCUCUCCAAACAGGUCCAUUAUGACUUUGGCCUGAGGAACAUCCUGUCGGUUCUGAGGACCCUGGGAUCCGUGAAGAGAUCCAACCCCACUGAACCAGAGAAGACUGUUGUCAUGAGGGUCCUCCGGGACAUGAACCUCUCCAAGCUGGUGGACGAGGACGAGCCCUUGUUCCUCAGUUUGAUCAACGAUCUGUUCCCUGGAAUCGUGUUGGACAAAGCAGGUUAUCCAGAAUUAGAGGCAGCUCUCAAUCACCAGACGGAGGUAGCUGGUUUGAUACCCCAUCCUCCCUGGAUCCUCAAACUGGUGCAGCUUUAUGAGACACAGCUCGUGCGACACGGUAUGAUGACCCUGGGUCCGAGCGGCGCGGGGAAGUCCACCUGCAUCAGCACCAUGAUGAAGGCCAUGACGGAGUGUGGCGCGCCCCACAGGGAGAUGAGGAUGAACCCCAAGGCCAUCACCGCGCCCCAGAUGUUUGGCUCGCUGGACGUCAGUACCAACGACUGGACCGACGGCAUCUUCUCCACCCUCUGGAGGAAGACGCUGAAGGCCAAGAAGGGGGAAAACAUAUGGAUCGUCCUGGACGGUCCAGUGGACGCAAUCUGGAUCGAGAACCUAAACUCGGUUCUGGAUGACAAUAAAACGUUAACCCUGGCCAACGGAGACCGAAUCGCCAUGUCUCCAUGCUGCAAGGUGGUGUUUGAGCCCCACAACAUCGACAACGCCUCCCCAGCCACGGUGUCCCGCAACGGGAUGGUCUUCAUGAGCUCCUCUGUGCUGGACUGGAGGCCCAUCCUGCAGGCCUGGCUACAGGCCCUGCCCCAAACCCAGGCCCAGCCCCUACAGGAGUGCUUCAAUGGAUCUUACCAGGAUCUGGUGGACUUUGUCUCCACGGCUGUUUCUCCUAAAAUGCAGGUCUUGGAGUGUAUGUACAUCAAGCAGACCAUCGAUCUUCUGCAGGGCCUUCUCCCUGCCUCGGAGGAGAAACAGCGUAGCCGUGGCGACCUGGGACGGCUGUUUGUGUUUGCAGUCAUGUGGUCGCUGGGAGCUCUGCUGGAACUGGAAGAUAGAGCCAAGUUAGAGGCCUUCUUAAAGGGUCACCGUACAUGCCCUGACCUGCCCAAGACCGAGCAGGACCAAACCAUCUUUGAGUUCACGGUCAACAGCAAGGGAGACUGGGAACACUGGUGCCACAAGGUCCCGGAGUACCUGUACCCCGCAGACAGCGUGCCGGACUACGGCGGCAUCCUGGUGCCCAACGUGGACAACGUGCGGACAGACUUCCUGAUCCAGACCAUCAUGAAGCAGGGCAAGGCCGUCCUGCUCACCGGGGAACAGGGCACCGCCAAGACCGUCAUGAUCCGGGGCUACACCAACAAGUUUGACCCUGAGCUGCAGAUCAGCAAGGGGGUCAACUUCUCGUCCGCCACGCUGCCCAACAUGUUCCAGAGGAACGUGGAGAGCUACAUCGACAAGCGCAUGGGCACCACCUACGGCCCUCCGGCCGGCAAGAAGAUGACCAUCUUUGUAGAUGACAUCAACAUGCCCAUCAUCAAUGAAUGGGGAGACCAGAUAACCAAUGAGAUUGUGCGGCAGCUGAUGGAGCAGGGGGGUUUCUACAGUUUGGACCGACCGGGGGAGUUCACCACUGUAGUGGACAUUAAGCUGAUCGCUGCCAUGAUCCACCCGGGCGGCGGGAGGAACGACAUCCCUCAGAGGCUGAAGCGGCAGUUCUCCAUUUUCAACUGCACCUUGCCCUCCAACACCUCCAUAGACAAAAUCUUCUGCACCCUGGCCCAGGGCUACUUCUGCCCAGAGAGGGGCUUCCCCGAGGGCGUGUGUUCGCUGGCCGGCGCCUUGGUCCCCACCACCAGGAAGAUGUGGCAGGCCAUCAAGGCCAAGAUGCUGCCCUCACCUGCCAAGUUCCACUACAUAUUCAACCUGAGGGACUUGAGUCGCAUAUGGCAGGGGAUUCUGGCGGUAAAAUCAGAAGUGUGUCAGAGCCCAGAGAUUCUGGCCGCUCUAUUCCACAACGAGUGCUCCCGGGUCAUCUCCGACCGCUUCAUCGACGCCAAAGACACCGAAGUCUUUGAAGCCAUCAUGGAGAAGAUCACAGUGGAGGAUCAUGGGAUAGCAGUGACUGAGCAUGUGCAGUGGAACAGCUACUUUGUGGACUUUCUGCAAGAGGCGCCGGAGGCGACGGGGGAGGAGGGCGAGGAUGUAGAGCUGGACGCCCCCAAGGUGUAUGAGCCAAUCGAAUCACUGGAUUCCCUGGAAGCGCGCCUGACCACCUUCCAGCAGCAGUACAACGAGGCUGUGAGGGGCGGAGCCAUGGACCUGGUUUUCUUCAAGGAUGCAAUCUCCCACCUGAUCAAGAUCUCACGCAUCCUGCGGACCCCCCAGGGCAACGCACUGCUGGUGGGGGUGGGGGGCUCAGGGAAGCAGAGUCUGACCCGACUGGCCUCCUUCAUCGCUGGCUACCAGACCUUCCAGAUCACCCUCACCAGGACGUACAACUGCAGCAACCUCCUGGAGGACCUUAAGAUUCUGUACCGCAUCGCCGGACAGCAGGGGAAGGGCGUCACCUUCCUCUUUACAGACAACGACAUCAAGGACGAGGCCUUUCUAGAGUACAUGAACAACGUCCUGGCCAGUGGGGAGGUGUCCAACCUGUUUGCCCGGGACGAGUUGGAUGAGAUCACGCAGGACCUCAUCGCCCCCAUGAAGCGCCAACUCCCCCGCAUCCCGCCCACCAUGGAGAACCUCUACGACUUCUUCCUGUCCCGUGUCCGCAGCAACCUCCAUGUCGUCCUCUGCUUCUCGCCGGUCGGGGAGAAGUUCCGCAGUCGUGCGUUGAAGUUCCCAGCACUCAUCUCCGGCUGCACAGUGGACUGGUUCCAGCGUUGGCCCCGGGACGCCCUGGUGGCCGUGGCGCAUCACUUCCUGUCUCAGUUCAAGGACUUCCGCUGCUCAGAGGAAGUGAAGAGUAGCGUGGUGGCGACCAUGGGGACCUUCCAGGACCUGGUGGCAGAGAAGUGUACAGAGUACUUUGACCGGUUCCGCCGGCAGACCUACGUCACGCCAAAGUCCUAUCUAUCCUUCAUCGAUGGCUACAAAAUCAUCUACUCUGAGAAGAUCUCCUACGUGGGCAUGCUGGCAGAGCGCAUGAAGACAGGCUUAUCAAAGCUGAUGGAGGCAGAAGUGUCGGUGAGCCAGCUGUCCAAGGAUCUGGUGGUGAAGGAGCGAGAGCUGGCGGUCGCCUCGCAGAAGGCUGACGGGGUCCUGCAGGAGGUCACCGUCAAAGCCCAGGCUGCUGAAAAGGUGAAGCAGCAGGUGCAGAAGGUGAAGGACAAGGCCCAGGCCAUUGUGGAGGAGAUAGGGGCUGAUAAGAGCGUGGCGGAAACCAAACUGGAAGCCGCCAAGCCAGCCCUGGCCGCUGCUGAGGCUGCACUGCAGACUAUCAAGCCAACUGACAUAGCGACAGUGAGGAAGCUGGGGAAGCCUCCUCAUCUUAUCAUGAGGAUCAUGGACUCUGUGCUGCUGCUGUUCCAGAGAAAGGUGGACACUGUGAAGGCUGACCCAGAGCGGGCGUGUCCCAGACCCUCCUGGCCAGAGGCCAUGAAGCUGAUGCAGAACUCUGGCUUCCUCGGCAUGCUGCUUAACUUCAGCAAGGACACUAUAACUGAGGAGAUGGUGGAGCUACUGGCCCCCUACCUGGACAUGGAGGACUAUAACCUGGAGUCGGCCAAGAGGAUCUGUGGCAACGUGGCCGGCCUUUGCGCCUGGACUGAGGCCAUGGUCGACUUCUUCUCCAUCAACAAGGAAGUGCUACCCCUGAAGGCUAACUUGGCUCUGCAGGAGGCCCGUCUUGUGGUGGCCCAGCUAGAGUUAUCUAACGCUCAGGCACAACUAGACGCUAAGCAGCAAGAGCUGGACGCUGUGCAGGCGCUGUAUGACUCCGCCAUGCAGGAGAAGCAGGAGCUGCAGGAUGGCGCUGAGGCCUGCAGGACCAAGAUGACCACCGCCACGGCUUUGAUCGGUGGACUGGGGGGAGAGAAGGUGCGCUGGACAGAGAGCAGCCUGAUGUUCCAGAGCCAGAUUGAGCGUCUGGUGGGAGAUGUGCUGCUAGCUACUGGCUUCCUCUCCUACGCCGGCCCCUUCAACCAGGAGUUCAGGAACCUAAUGCUCUCCCUGUGGAAGACGGAGAUGAGCCAGCAGCACAUUCCCUUCAGCCACGACGUGAAUGUGAUCAGCAUGCUGGUGGACAGCACCACGGUGGGGGAGUGGAGCCUGCAGGGCCUGCCCAACGACGACCUGUCCAUCCAGAACGGCAUCGUGGUGACCAAGGCCUCACGCUACCCCCUGCUCAUCGACCCCCAGGGCCAGGGCAAGAUCUGGGUCAAGAACCGGGAGGCGGAUAACAGCCUGCAGGUGACCUCUCUCAACCACAAGUACUUCCGCACCCACCUGGAGGACAGUCUGUCCCUCGGCAGGCCCCUGCUCCUGGAGGACGUUGGGGAGGAGCUGGACCCCGUCCUGGACAACAUCCUGGACAAGAACUACAUCAAGUCUGGAUCAACCUAUAAGGUGAAGGUGGGGGACAAGGAGGUGGACGUGAUGCAGGGCUUCUCUCUCUACAUCACCACCAAGCUGGCCAACCCGGCCUACAGCCCCGAGGUCAGCGCCAAGACAGCCGUGGUGGACUUCACCGUCACGCAGACGGGCCUGGAGGACCAGCUGCUGGGCCGCGUCAUCCUCAUAGAGAAACAGGAGCUAGAGUCUGAGCGGGUGAAGCUCCUGGAGGAGGUCACGUCCAACAGGAGGAGGAUGCAGGAGCUGGAGGACCGGCUGUUGUACCGGCUGACCAGCACAGAGGGCUCCCUGGUGGAGGACCAGUCCCUCAUCGAGGUCCUCAGGGUCACCCAGGCCACCGCCCAGGAGGUGAGUGAGAAGCUGACCAUCGCUGCAGACACUGAAGUGAAGAUCAAUCAGGCCAGGGAGGAGUACCGCCCGGUGGCCACCAGAGGCAGCAUCCUCUACUUCCUGAUUGUUGAGAUGUCUCUGGUGAACCUCAUGUACCAGACCUCUCUCAGACAGUUCCUUGGAAUAUUCGACUCGUCCAUGGAGAACUCGACCAAGUCACAGCUCACAGCCAAACGCAUCAACAACAUUAUUCACUUCCUGACCUAUCAGGUGUACUGCUACACUUCCAGGGGGUUGUAUGAAAGUGACAAGCUCCUUUUCACCCUGCUGCUGGCGCUGAAGACCGACCUGCAGGCCCACAAAAUCUCCCACAGCGAGUUCCACUCCUUCAUCAAAGGUGGGGCCUCCCUGGACCUGAACUCGGUUGAACCUAAACCCCGGCGUUGGAUCCUGGAUAUGACCUGGCUCAACCUGGUUCAGCUGUCCAGCCUGCACCCCUUCACACAACUCCUCGUACAGGUGAACCUUAAUGAACGUGCUUGGAGGAACUGGUUUGACCAAUCGGCACCAGAGGACGCCACGUUGCCUGAUGGCUACCAGGACCUGCUCGACACCUUCAGGAAACUCCUUCUGAUCCGCAGCUGGUGUCCGGACAGAACCAUAGCUCAGGCCCGUCGCUACAUCGCAGACUCCCUUGGGCCGAAGUACUCAGAGGGUCUGGUGCUGGACCUGGACUCCAUGUGGGCCGAGAGCGACAGCAAAACCCCCAUGGUCUGUCUGCUCUCCAGCGGCUCUGACCCCACAGAGAACAUCGAGCGGCUGGCCAGGAAUAAGGGGGCACCAUGCAGGCCCAUCUCCAUGGGCCAGGGCCAGGAGAUCCACGCUCGCCGUCUAUUGGCCAGCAGCAUGACAGACGGCGGCUGGCUCCUCCUCCAGAACUGCCACCUCGGUCUGGACUUCCUGGAAGAACUCUUGGACAGCGUCACCAUGCCAACAGAGAGUGUGCACGAGGGCUUCCGCGUGUGGCUAACGACCGACGUGCACCCCAAGUUUCCCAUCGCAUUCCUCCAGUCGGCAAUUAAGUUCACCAACGAACCUCCGCUUGGAAUGAAAGCUGGACUGAAGAGGACCUAUGGGGGCGUGACCCAGGAGCAGCUGGAGGUCUCCAACCUCCCUCAGUGGAAACCUCUGCUGUACGCUGUGGCCUUCCUGCACACCGUCGUCCAGGAGCGUCGUAAGUUUGGUCCUCUUGGUUGGAACAUCCCCUACGAGUUCAACCAGGCAGACUUCUACUCCAGCAUGCAGUUUGUCCAGAACCACCUGGAUGACCUGGACCCAAAGAGAGGCGUCAACUGGUCCUGCAUACGCUACAUGUUGGGGGAGGUCCUGUACGGAGGCCGGGUGACGGACGACCUGGACAAACACCUGCUCAACACCUUCACCCGCGUGUGGUUCAGUGAGACCACCUUCUCCGACAAGUUCUGCUUCUACAAGGGCUACAGCAUCCCUGGCUUGGCCAAGACGGUGCAGGACUUCCAGGCGCACAUAGAGACCAUGCCCGUAGCGGACACGCCCGAGGUGUUUGGGCUUCAUCCCAAUGCCGACAUCACCUACCAGACAAAUCUGGCCAAUCAGAUACUCAUCACCAUCAUCAACAUCCAACCAAAGGACAGUGGGGGCGGGUCCGGAGAAACCAGGGAGGCAACAGCUCAGAGGCUAGCCAGUGAGAUGCUGGGGAAGCUACCACCUGAUUAUGUGCCACAUGAGGUCAAAGCCCAGCUCAAGAAGAUGGGUUUGCUCCAGCCAAUGAACAUCUUCCUCAAGCAGGAGGUUGGUCGCAUGCAGCUAAUCAUAAGCAUUGUGCGGAGCACGCUCAUUGACCUCCAGCUGGCCAUAGACGGCACCAUCAUCAUGUCGGAGGCCCUGCGGGACGCCCUGGACUGCAUGUACGACGCCCGCAUCCCGGCCCUGUGGCUGAAGCUCAGCUGGGACUCGGCCACACUGGGCUUCUGGUUCACCGAGCUGCUGGACCGCAACCAGCAGUUCAGUGGCUGGAUGAGCAACGGACGGCCCCUACAGUUCUGGCUGACGGGCUUCUUUAACCCUCAGGGUUUUUUGACAGCCAUGCGCCAGGAGACGACUCGGGCCAACCUCUCCAAGGGCUGGGCCUUGGAUACGGUGGCCCUCGGCAACGAUGUCACCCGGAUGAUGAGGGAGGACGUGUCCUCCCCGCCCCCGGAGGAUGUGGGCGGAGUCUAUAUCUACGGCCUCUUCCUGGACGGAGCCGGAUGGGACAAACGCAACAUCAGGCUCACUGAGUCACCGCAAAAGGUCCUCUUCACGCCGCUGCCCGUGGUGCACGUGUACGCGGUGAGCACGGCCGACAGCAAGCGGCCGGCGGCGCCGUCCUCCGUGAACCUGUACUCGUGUCCCGUGUACAAGAAGCCCCGGCGCACCGACCUCACCUACAUCUUCGAGCUGGCGCUGCGCACCAGCCAGCAGCCGGACCACUGGACGCUACGCGGCACCGCGCUGCUCUGUGACUGCAAGUGAUCCACCGCCAGCUCCCCCCAGGGGCCACCAUGAGCGUUACCAUGGGGCUGCCCUUUAGCAGUUUAUCGCCUCAUAUUUAUUCCCUUCAGCGCCGCAAAACAUUCCUUUUAUUUGUCGAUUGAACUUUAUAUACGUAUCUAUACGUAUUGAACACAAUAUCCAUAAUUUCCAGUACCUCAUAAAUUAAUUGUUCUCCUCUAUUUUAUUUAAGGGCUUUAAUCGAUUUCACUUUUUUAAGCUUUAAUGAUUUGGUCAAGACGAAAAAAAGUCUUGUAUGGAAACAAUAAUACGUAGUAUUAUACGUAAUAUAUACUCUUUAUUCUCCAAAUAGUCAAGUAAUGGUGGAUCUUUAGUCACCCUUCGUAUAAUACCAAGUUUAACCUGUUUAUUGUACUACCAGCUGUGUAAAGCCUGGUUAAGAUGCAUUUGUAAAGCUAUUUAAUAAAUGCAAACCUAAAGAAAGGGUUGGCUACUACUAUAAG
Messenger RNA from Gadus morhua (Atlantic cod), 14765 nucleotides. RefSeq names its product dynein, axonemal, heavy chain 5 like (gene dnah5l). The transcript has 98 exons. Lineage: Eukaryota; Metazoa; Chordata; Actinopteri; Gadiformes; Gadidae. The coding region runs from base 157 to 14283 and encodes 4708 amino acids. Gene Ontology annotation, cellular component: axonemal dynein complex. Gene Ontology annotation, biological process: microtubule-based movement. The record is from RefSeq and is a predicted model, not a curated record. Gene Ontology annotation, molecular function: ATP binding; dynein light intermediate chain binding; minus-end-directed microtubule motor activity.